CUUUCUCCCAGCAGCUUCGUCUCUUUUCGAUUAGCCUCACCACACAACAACAAGAGAAACCUGAAAUUUCCCAAUCGGAGAGAUUGAGAAAAAAAAUGUCGUCGUUUUUGAAAGCGUUCAUCGAUCCAAAGAAGAACUUCCUCGCUCGUAUGCAUAUGAAAGCCAUAUCUACUCGUCUCCGCAGAUACGGUCUUAGGUACGAUGAUCUGUACGAUCAGUAUUACAGCAUGGACAUCAAAGAGGCUAUGAACAGAUUGCCCAGGGAAGUCGUCGAUGCUCGUAAUCAGCGUCUCAAGCGUGCCAUGGACCUCUCCGUGAAGCACGAGUACCUCCCCAAGGAUCUUCAGGCGAUGCAGACCCCAUUCCGUGGUUAUCUUCAGGAUAUGCUGGCCCUUGUUGAGAGGGAAAGUAAGGAACGAGAGGCCUUGGGAGCUCUACCACUAUACCAGCGCACACUCCCAUAAGCAUUCUUUUUUCCUCUUCUUCUUGUGGUCAACGCUGCUUCUCUGCAUAAAUCGCGAAAUGGAUUACAUUUAUCAUUUGGUACUCAGUUUUCGAACAAAGCUUGAAAAAGCAUAAAUCCGUGAUAGUUCUCCUAAAUGGAUAUGUUGUUAAGUUACAUUUUCCGCGUUUGGUGGCUUGAAUAAAAUCGACAACGCAACUCAAGUCUGUUUCAAUGAUUAUUAUUUUUGUGGUUUGCUUUAAUGUUCUAUUCUUCCGUUUUGUUA
Molecule: messenger RNA, 728 nt
Organism: Camelina sativa (false flax)
Lineage: Eukaryota; Viridiplantae; Streptophyta; Magnoliopsida; Brassicales; Brassicaceae
Product: cytochrome b-c1 complex subunit 7-1, mitochondrial
Biological process (GO): mitochondrial electron transport, ubiquinol to cytochrome c
Cellular component (GO): respiratory chain complex III
Source: RefSeq, a predicted model, not a curated record